Molecule: messenger RNA, 1316 nt
Organism: Ochotona princeps (American pika)
Lineage: Eukaryota; Metazoa; Chordata; Mammalia; Lagomorpha; Ochotonidae
Gene: TMEM220
Product: transmembrane protein 220
Exons: 7
Coding region: 218-706 (162 amino acids)
Source: RefSeq, a predicted model, not a curated record
CAUUUCACAGAUAAGGCAAGAUAGCAUUGUGUGCAAGCUCUGCUUUCUCUCUGCUUCCUUCAUCAAUGUUCCAACUAAGGGAAAGUGGGGUUGUUUGUUUUUCCUUCAGAGCUAAUCAUUGCAAGUUUUCGAAGACUCUGUGAACUGCUGGGCUUGUGUUUUGAGCCGGACCAAGCCGCUUUCUGGAGAGCCGGCCUGCUGUAGACCAACGAUCCUGAUGCAGAAGUGUGGGUGGUUCAUAAUGUGUGUCCUUCGUGAGUUUUCCCCAGUCCAUCAUGUUUCCACUGGAAUGUCUCCCAACCAUGUAGGAGACUAUCAUUUCAUUGUGGCGUAUACAAUACCUGCAGUACUGACCCUGCUGGUUGGAUUUAACCCUCUUGUCACAGGUAACUUUAUUUGGAAGAGUGUGUCUGCCAUCCACAUGUUCGUUUGCAUGGUGUGGGCUCUCAGCCUGGCCCACCACUUCUUGCUUCAUGCACAGGAGAACAUCUUACACGAAGAAGAAGGCAGGGAGCUGUCUGGCUUGGUGAUCAUCACUGCCUGGAUGGGCCUAUGCUGUAGCUCAUCAGAGAAUCCAGUUGGUGGGAGAAUUCAGUUGGCUCUUGCCAUUAUAAUUGUUCUUUUCCCAUUUAUCUCAUGGAUCUAUGUGUACACAAACAAGGAGUUGCAGUCCUCAUGGCCAACUCACUGCAAGACAGCAAUUUAAAUGCAAAAGUCAUCAUUCUUAAAAAUAUAUUUUAGGUUUCUUAUAAACAUAAGGGUAACAGGCCAGUUUCCCAGCUGUUUAUUCCAGGUAAUGUAAGCUAAUACUAAGAGAAACGAUUUUUUACAGAAAGUUGGGACGAGAAAAUCCUCAAGAACUUUCUAAGGUAACGUGUAAUGUCAGAUUGGAUGAGGCUGAUAAGAGAUGGAGUCCAGCACUCUCUGGAAGGCUUUCUGAAGGGUGUGAUGUCAGAGUACGCUGGGGCAAACACUAAAGCAAAUGUUAAGAGCUCAUUUUAAUUGAGUAUCAGCACUAGCCAUGUGACUUGGACAAGCAAAACUCCAGCCAGGCAUUUCUAUAGAGAUUGAAAUCCUUACAGUAGGAUUACUAUCAGAGCCCCUACUUAUUCUGCUGCAAGGAUCCAAUUAGCAAAUGGGAAAGCAAUAGGGAGAAGGAAUGCCUGUGUAAGUCUGUGCUUGACUAAAACAUCAAGAGAGGGUCGUGGCCCUGAAUUGGCACAGCGCCGUGACCUGAGUGAGCACUCGAGGUAAGCUGCAAGGACAGGCAUGUCUUGGAAAGAUGAGGAAGUUGAAUAGAAGCCAUCCAUUUGGGA